Molecule: messenger RNA, 3021 nt
Organism: Zootermopsis nevadensis
Lineage: Eukaryota; Metazoa; Arthropoda; Insecta; Blattodea; Termopsidae
Source: RefSeq, a predicted model, not a curated record
GCCUUGGGGUUGUAUAAUGCCUACAUUGAUGUAAUGUUUAAGCCAUCAUGACCUGGUCCCCAGACCCUUGGUUCGCUGCUAGUGAAGUAUCAAAAACAGGUUGUACCAUGAGACUUUGAGGCAGAGAAUUUAACAGAACGGGCUACUGGAGGCACCUCUUAUUCCUUGCAACCAUAAUUGAGUCUGUAAUGUUGCCAGUUAUUCAGACAAGAACAGAAUCAAUUGCUCAAAGACUCUGCAUUUUGCAUCUUUCUUAUUUUCUUCUCUUUCAUUUUCUUUUAUACAUUUGGAAUUUUCCUUGCCUUUGCAAAUGGUGUUUUUCUUUCCAGUCGUUCAUCCAUGUAUCAUCUGCCUUUGCACAAUGCCCCAUUAAACACAUUGAGGAGAAGUUCUAUCCAGUGCCUUUGCAGUGUCAAGAAGUAUUACAGCUAGUGGACCUUCUGGAUGAAGAUGUGCUGUCCAUUAUGACUCCAAUGAUACUGAGGGAUUGGCCAAACACAUAUGCACUCACUAAAUCAAUUGCUGAAGACACAGUACGAGAGUUUGGAAAGGGCCUGCCAAUAGCAGUGGUGCGACCUUCUAUAGUGAUAAGUACCGCACGUGAACCUUUCCCUGGUUGGAUCAACAACAUUUAUGGAGCUACUGGACUCAUAAGGACCAUGCACUGUAAUGAAGAUAUGUUGGCAGAAGUGGUUCCUGUCGAUAUGGUUAUUAAUGUGACGAUAGCUGCUGCUUGGGAUGUAGCAACACAACACAGAUUGAAAUCACAGCAAUAUCUACCUGAAAAACAAACAGGGAACCUUCCAGGUCCAGAUGAUGAUAUUCCCAUCUUGAACUAUGUAUCUUCAAUUCAGAAUCCUCUCACAUGGGCUCAGUUUAUGAAGUUUAAUGAAGGCACGAAAGAAUACUCGCCUAUGAGAGUGCUGUGGUAUUACUGCUUGACACUUAAUAAAUAUAAGAUCAUGCACAAUUUGUAUGCCAUAUUUCUGCACUUCCUGCCAGCUCUCAUUGUGGAUACUGCAGCCAGACUUGUUGGGAAAAAGCCAAUAUUAUGGAAUAUUUACAAGAAGAUCCACAAGUUUGUUGAUGUGAUAUCAUACUUCUCCACCCAACAGUGGAAGUUCACAAACGACAAUGUGCAGACUUUGUGGAAAAGGAUGAGUCCUGAGGAUCAAAAGCUCUUUGACUUCAACAUUGCUAACAUUGAUUGGCAGUCUGUGUUCAGAGAUUCUAUGCAAGGGUUGCGCAUUUAUGUAGCACAGGAAACCACUGACACGAUAGAAGAUGCAAAGAAACGCUACAGAAGGUUGAAGAUUGCACAUUACACUUUGGUGUACACAAUACGCUUUAUUCUACUUGCCACCUUAACAUGGAUUACCAUCAACAUGGUGAUGUGACAUCUACAGCUCUUCAAGUCAGCAAAAUGGAAAUACUAUUGGGUGUAGAUAAUUACUUUCAAAAUUAAUGAGUCCUGCCAUUAUUCAUGUUUUCAUAUAAGAUGAUAAAAAUACAACACAAUUUGCUGUGAAACUCUUAGCCUUGUCAUUGUUAAGAACAAAAUAAUUUCACCACAUAAAACAGACCACUUCAUUUUGUAUAUUUACGUAGCACAGUGAGCAUAGUAACUGACUCAAUUGACUACAUGCUGAAUAACUGGGGUUCAAUCCUCAGCGGAUGCAGAGGAUACUUCUUCCAGCCUCUGCAUCUAGAGUGGCUGUGAUGCCCACCCAGACUCCUAUACAGCGAUUGCUAGGAGGUCAUUUCCCCCAGGGUAAAGAGCGACUGGGGGCAUAAUCUGACAGCUCGUCUUCAUCUACUACCAACUUCAAAAACAAGUAGGAGCUACACCUCUCUCCCAUGCACGUCCAUGGCUUGAAUUGGGGAGUUUUACUUUUAUGUGCGCGUAAUAUUCUCGUAACUUUAAAUUAUCCCUAACAUGGAUAAUUUUCUUAUUAAGAGAAAGAAAAGAAAAAGACACUGAAUACAAAAUGAAGUGGCAUUUGCAAAUUCAUUCAAAUUAAACACAGGUUCUGCAGUUGCAAGAACUAAUGGUAUUGGAAAAAGGUGCUACCAUAUCAAAUUUGACUUAAGUUCAAUACUUUAAUUUUUUAUUUUCCUGCAUUAAAGUUCCUCUGCAUACAGAAAUAAAAACUUCAGUUCCCAGGCUUUCUGAAUAACAAGUCUCUUAAUGUUAUUUGCAUGUCCACAAUUGUCUUCUGGAAACAAUGUAAGUGUCUGAGAAAAAGUUCUCACCAUCAGAAUUCACUGUAUCAUUCUCAUAAUUGACACUGGAAGUAAUAACAAUGCAACUCUUCUCCAGAAGACCCUUUCUAGUUUCAUCUAUAGCUGAACACAGGUUCUUAUUAAAUAAUAAGCUUUAAUAUUUAUAUAACAUCUUGAUUCUUCGGACACAUUAAUUGUUAAUCCUACCAUAAUUUUUGUCCCAAUGCCCAUUCCAAAUCAAGAUGAUUUAAACCCUUCAGCUUUAUCACCCAGCCCUCCUCUUUUCCAGGAUGCUUGCUUCAUUGGGCAAUGCAGCCAGUGAUUGCGUCUCUAAAGACUUCACCCCAGGAACCAGCUCUCCCCUGCUUUUGCCACCAGACCUGGAUAUCCCCGUUCUUCCACCAUCCUGGCUACAAUAAUGGCCUUGGAUCGCACUAGGUCAACAAUAACCAUGAAGAACAACUUUCAAAAGUCCAAAAUAUCAAGUUCCUUCUGGCUUGUGCUUUCAACACAGUGCUGUUUGAUCUAGAUUCAAAAUCUGUCGCAAACUUCUUAAUUAUUUUCUUAAAACUUUGACCUUAUUCUUCCUUUAAAAUGUCUCUUUAUUUAAUUUUGAAUUGUUCCUGUAGUGUGCUACUUUAAAUCUCUAACCCAAAUACCUCAUUUAUUUGUUAUUUUCCCCAUUAAAAUUUUUCAAAUAUAAAAUACCUUAAAUGACUGUUUCAGUACUAUGGUAAUUCACUGUUACCACAUAUUUUGUUACUGUAAAUACAGGAAGCCCAAAAACUCUUGUAGUAA